AUGAAGUUUGCACUUGACCGGCUCGCCACAGACACAUUCCACAUCUACGAUCUCGAUGCUGCGAGACCACCAAAGACACACGAGAAGUCACUUCCCCGUAACGAUAUUCAGAUUGGCGCACUCUCAGAGAAGGCCAUGAUUUGUGUGAACCGGAUCAAGGGGCAAGUUUUGAAGAGGCUGCCCACGCUUACGGAUGAGUCGGUGGUUAUCUUGUUGCUCGACCCCCGAACGAAGUUCACGGUCGACAGUCUCAUUCAACCUCCAAAGCUACGUCAAGAAGCCGUCGUUGGUGGGGUUGUCUCUGAUGAAGGCUCCAAUGUCACCGCUGGGCUCACAGAAGAUGAAGGGCAAGAAGUGCUUCGCAAUGCACACCGAGAAGUUUUUCGGGCAAUCCACGCUUCCAACCCGAACAACAGCCUGCACACGGACGUGGAUACCCCAACAAACCUGGACUUGGUGCCGUCUGUUGACGCCAAGUUGGUGAUGUGUGGCGCGCCAUUGGUUGCUUCGUCUUCAAGCAGCACGCCUGUGGCCAGCCUUCACGACCAAGCCGAUGAAGUCCUCGCGAAGUGGUACCAGCACAGUGUGAACUGGGUACCCGCUGCGCUCCAACAAGCAUCGGACGACCAGUUGACGGAAGCAGAUUUCACCAAGUCCCUCCUAGUCCGACGCAGAAACGACGUUUGCUGGAAUCUGCAAGCUCUAUGCGAGCACAUUGACAUUUGCCAUUGGUACCGUGAGACUGGGGCUGCAACGUUCCCAACAAUUGCUGCUCUUGCCCGUGUAUGGCUAGGCCGGAGCCCUUCGAACGCCUUCCAAGAGCAUGUCUUCUCAACGGGAGCCUUUGUCAUGGGACCUCCUCGUACAAGCACAGACAACCGUCGAGCUGAGACCCAG
This is a messenger RNA of Phytophthora nicotianae INRA-310, 897 nucleotides long. RefSeq lists its product as hypothetical. The record is from RefSeq and is a predicted model, not a curated record. The transcript is spliced from 2 exons. The annotation marks the transcript as partial. NCBI's taxonomy places the organism in Eukaryota, Oomycota, Peronosporomycetes, Peronosporales, Peronosporaceae.